GCCUUUGGUCCUCUCCACAUUCAAAACCCUUCUUCCUUUCAGUUCCUAGUUGCCUCUGCUGCAACAGCAUUCUGUCGCAAAUUGAUGAUAUUUGGGUGUUGAUGCGCUUCUGUCAUUUGGUUUAGAUUCAGGAUGAAAAUGUCACUGGUUUGGCCUCUCUUAACGAGGCGAGGAUUCAGCACAAGCUCUGAGAAUCUUGUUGCUUCUGUGCUCUUUGAGAGAUUGCCAGUGGUCAUUCCCAAAAUUGAUCCUGUGGUUUAUGCAUUUCAAGAAUUCUCGUUUCGAUGGCGACAACAAUAUCAACGCAGAUACCCUGAUGAAUUUCUUGACAAAUCUGAUGCAAGGGGGAAAGGUGAUUAUCAGAUUGACUAUGUGCCAGCACCACGAAUCACUGAAGCCGACCAAAGUAAUGACCGAAGGUCAUUACAAAGAGCUCUUGACAGAAGACUCUACCUUCUUCUCUAUGGUAAUGCAUAUGGGGCUCCAAGUGGGAAGCCUGUGUGGCAUUUUCCAGAGAAAGUUUAUGAAUCAGAGGACACCAUGCGCAAGUGUGCAGAGUCUGCUUUAAAAUCAGUCAUAGGAGAUCUUUCUAAUACAUAUUUUGUUGGAAAUGCUCCAAUGGCCCAUAUGGUUGUUCAGCCAACAGAAAACCAGUCCGAAUCCACAUCUUUUAAGCGAUUCUUCUUCAAGUCACAAGUAAUUGCUAAAAACAAGUUCGACAUCGGAAAAUGUGAGGAUUUUGUCUGGGUGACAAAGGAUGAAUUGACGGAGUAUUUUCCCGAGCAAGCCGAGUUUUUAAAUAAGAUGAUCAUUAGCUGAUGAAAGUGGAGAACAGUUGUUUAAUUGAAAUUUUUGCCAGUUAGUUCCUAGAAUGACAGUGGAGGGCCUUGCAAGAAGAUCAAUGUAAGAUAAAGUUUCUGGGCACAUUGGAAGAUUUCGAUUUAAAGUUAAACGUGACAUUUCUAGUUUUGGAGACUUGUCCGAGUUAAUGGAUGCUGGAAGGCUUUUUUGUUUAAAAACGUAUUUUGUUGUUUCUUUUAAUUUGCCAUAGCUCUUCUUGUAGUUGUACUGUAAUAAAUAAGUUGCAAUGGUGAUUAUGACGAUUUGAAUAUGUUUCCCAAUUUUGUUGAUAUAGUUUCUGUUUGGAUAUCUAUCUUACCAGUUCAGCCAACUAGUCUUGUUUUGGAGACCAAAGUAACACUUUUACUCAUGCCCUGCCAAGAA
This is a messenger RNA of Glycine soja, 1224 nucleotides long. Its product is annotated as 39S ribosomal protein L46, mitochondrial-like. NCBI's taxonomy places the organism in Eukaryota, Viridiplantae, Streptophyta, Magnoliopsida, Fabales, Fabaceae. Gene Ontology annotation, molecular function: structural constituent of ribosome. Bases 133 to 819 code for a protein of 228 amino acids. The record is from RefSeq and is a predicted model, not a curated record. The transcript is spliced from 7 exons. Gene Ontology annotation, cellular component: mitochondrial large ribosomal subunit.